Messenger RNA from Linum trigynum, 965 nucleotides. The record is from the annotation of a GenBank genome assembly. Lineage: Eukaryota; Viridiplantae; Streptophyta; Magnoliopsida; Malpighiales; Linaceae.
GUCAACGCGGCAGAUCACUUUGAAACCAGCGAGAAUCACCCACUAAACGUAACAGCUUAAAUUACAAACGAACAGAAGGCGAACCGAACCUUUGGUGCCACCGCCUGACUCCAUCGAUUCCAUCGUCUCUGGAGCAAAGACAAAAGGCAUAGGCGGAGGGAGGUAAAUUUCGGAAUAACAAAAAUAUCUCAUAUAUAUGUAUAUUGGUGAUGCAAAACAACGGCUAUAUGUAGUAUUAGAGUAUUUUUGUCACUACAGUACAACUCAUUACUUAUUCAUAAAUUGACAUAAAAUUAAUUUAUUAUACUAUAAACGAAUUCUAAUUGCAAUAAACUGAUAUAUAUCGCAACACAUAUAGAAGAGUCCUCCGAUCCUCACCAAUAAGAAUACCGAUAUGGCGCGUAAGUUGAGAGAUCAGAUGAUCAUGAUCCUAUGCUCACUACUUGUGCUCGCACCUCAUCUGUGCCAAAAUCUCACAUUCGCCGUUGGCUACCACUACGAAGUCGGCUGCAAAAAGGAGUCUUUCCCGACUGGAGAUCGUCGAAUCCCUUGUUUGAAUGGUUUCCUUCACCAUUUGGCUAUGCCGACUGCAUUUUAUCCUAGGGAUGCUAGCCUGGUGAUGAAUUCGACCUGCUCUUCCAAAUCAAAUGAUCCGGUUCUGUAUGGUUCCAGGAAGGUUCACAACCUUCCAGAUGGUGGCGCCGCCUCGUGUCUGGAGACAGCUAGGAUGACAGUCCUGAGCAAUUGCAGUCGACGGGUGGGAGCCGACGCUCUGAUAUGGGCGGAGCUGGAAACUGGAGAAAAGGCGAGUUGUCACCUCAGGUACGAGACUUACUCGUUCUCCGAACCCUGACAACGUAUAAUAUGAAGUCAUCCAUCCUUCCCUACGUUCCAUCGAUCUCAAAUGUAAUACGUACGUUCGACCUAAUCUUUCUUCUGUCUGUCGUAUUGUUUAUCUUUACGGA